Salvia miltiorrhiza (redroot sage) is the source of this 3180-nucleotide messenger RNA. Its product is annotated as nucleolar complex-associated protein 3-like. Gene Ontology annotation, cellular component: nucleolus. Gene Ontology annotation, biological process: DNA replication initiation. The record is from RefSeq and is a predicted model, not a curated record. Gene Ontology annotation, molecular function: chromatin binding. NCBI's taxonomy places the organism in Eukaryota, Viridiplantae, Streptophyta, Magnoliopsida, Lamiales, Lamiaceae. The coding region runs from base 459 to 2912 and encodes 817 amino acids. The transcript is spliced from 13 exons.
ACCUCUCAUCCGCCGGCCCGCCACCUUCUGCCCAGCCGUGACAGGUGUGUUGUGAUUCAGCAUUGCUCUGCCUCUGCAUCUCUUCUUCUACUUAAGUUGUGAUGUCAUUUUGAUGCUCUGCAAUCAGAAUUACUUCCAUUGGAUCCUCUGCUGGCUUAUCUUGAUUGUGUUGGGCUAGCUUAAUUAUUGAUUCUUCAAAAUUGAAAAAAAAAUAUAAAACUGAAGUCGGUUCAGCAAUUUGUUUUUUUUUUUUUUUAGAAUGGUUGAGCAAUUUGUUAAUCGGUCUAAAAUCAGCAAAUUUCGAGUCCUAGCGUAGUGGAACCAAAGAAACACUCUGAAAAAAUACAACACGAAAAUAAAUGCUAAAACACUAAACCCUAAACCUCUCGUCGCCACUGCUUCUACUUUUCUCCCCUGGAAGUUUCAUUUCCAUUGUCUGUGACUGUGAUAAUAGCAAAAUGGGGAAGAAAAAACAAAAGAUAGUACUGCCACCGGAUCUUCCCCCUGAAGUCCCUGAUGAAGAAAUUGAAGUUUCUGAUGAGGAUUUGCAGUUUGUCAACAAGCAUUCUGAUUAUGCUCGUUUCAUUUCCAAAAUUGACACACCUUCCCUCACCAAGCAUGUUAGUCGAGUGGCUGAUGCAAAUGAAGGUGCUUUAGAAUUAUUAUAUGAGAAGAAGUUGAGAAAGAAAUUGGAAAAUAAAGAGUCAGAGGAGAAUACAUUGGAGGUUGAUCUCAUUGAUGCGCUUCCAUUGAAAACACCAGAUGGAAAGUUAUACUAUAGAAGAGUGCUGAAGGAGCCAAAAGAGGCUGAAGAUGAGUCGAAAGUUGGCGAACUUAUUAAGGACCCGGCUCUGGUGAAGUCAACAAAAGCAGAGAAACGUUUGAAGUUGAAGAAAUUAAGGAAAGAGGCAAAAAAACAAGCUAAAGAAGAAGUGCAGCAAACUCCUCAGGCAGAAGUACUGGACGAAGUGAAAAAAGAUCUGACAGCUGAAGAAGCUAAUGAGAAGAAAAAAUAUAAGUUUGCGGAGUUGGGUACGACUCUACUUGCUGAUCCAGAGUCCAAUAUUAAGCUUUUAAAAGAGAUGCUGGAGAUUUCAAAGGAUGGAGACAGUACCAUUGUCAUACUUGGGCUUAAAUCCUUGUUGGCUGUCUUCAAAGACAUCAUUCCAGGCUACCGGAUCAGGCUGCCUACUGAAAAGGAGCAUGAGAUGAAGGUUUCAAAGGAUGUUAAGAAGAUGAGAUUUUAUGAGUCCACGCUAUUGUCAGCAUACAAGGCUUAUGUUCAGAAGUUGGUAGCACUGCAACAACAGACUGUUUACCAACAGGUGGCCACCCGUUGCUUAUGUACUUUGCUUUCAGCGGUGCCACACUUUAACUAUCGUGAGAGCUUGCUGGCUGCUGUUGUGAAAGAUAUAAGCUCCCAAGAUGAUGUUGUAAGAAAGCUUUGUUGCUCAACUAUGAAGUCACUUUUCACUGAUGAGGGCAAACAUGGUGGUGAGGUUACUGUGGAAGCUGUUAGAAAGAUCGCAGAACUUGUAAAAAUUCACAACUGCCAACUGCAUCCAGAUUCAAUAGAAGUAUUCUCGUCUCUGUCAUUUGAUGAGGAUCUUGGAAAACCAGAAAGAUCAGAUAUGGAUAAAAAAGCCAAAUACAAAAAAUUUAAGAAGAGAAAAGGCUCGGAUGAGCCAAAUCAGAUGCCUGACAAUGACAGGAAGAAAACUAGGAAAGAGAUGAUGUUAAAGACUAGAGAGGAGGUAAAUGCAGACUACAAAGCUGUUUCAUCUGAUCAAGAUCCCCAAGAGAGAAGAAAAAUGCAGUCACAGACUCUCUCUGCUGUAUUUCAGACAUUCUUCCGCAUCUUAAAACAUACUGUACAGCCAAAAUCAGAAGCCGUGCGUGGUGCAUUUGGAAGUCAUCCCCUACUCGAUCCUUGUUUGAAUGGAAUUGGAAAGUUUGCUCAUCUAAUUGACUUGGAUUUUAUGGCUGAUCUCAUGCAGUGUCUGAGAAAACUUGCUGGGAAUGGCAGUAAGUCAGGAGAUUCUUCUGAGAAUUCUUCGUGUCAGUUAACAGUGUCAGAACGAUUACGCUGCUGUAUUGCUGCUUUUAAAGUGAUGAGGAACAAUCUAGAUGCUCUAAAUGUUGAUCUGCAGGAGUUUUUUAUCCAGUUAUACAAUCUGAUACUUGAAUACCAGCCAGGAAGGGAUGAUGGGGAAUUAUUAGCUGAAGCCAUGAAGAUAAUGCUGUGUGAUGAAAGACAGCAUGAUAUGCAAAGAGCUGCUGCAUUUAUAAAGCGAUUGGCUACAUUUUCAUUGUGCUUUAGGCCAGCUGAGUCCAUGGCUGCAUUGGUCACUGUGAGGCAUCUUCUGCAGAAGAAUGCCAAAUGCCGUAAUCUGUUGGAAAACGAUGCGGGAGGUGGAUCUGUUGCCGGUGCCAUUGCAAAAUUCCAACCUCAAGUGUUGGACCCUAACCUUUGUGGUGCACUAGCUUCAGUUCUUUGGGAGCUUAAUCUUCUGAUGAAACACUAUCAUCCAGCUGUUUCAUCAAUCGCGUCUACUAUCUCAACCAUGAACUCCUCCACAAACCAGGUUUUUCGUGUCCAUGCCUCCCCGCAACAAGCUUAUAUGGAGUUGUUAAAGGAAAACGAGUCUUUUGCCGCACCCAGUGCCGUAAAAAGAUCUACCAACCACAAAAGGAAGGGAAGCGAUAGCGUGCCUGUCCAAGGAUCAGAACUUAAUUCUUCAGGUGAAAUUGAUGAGAAUGCAGUUAGAAAUAAACUUUCCAAGCACUUCUUGUUGCUUCGCGAUAUCCAAGAAAACGAGAGAUUAAGAUCGGAGAUGGACCGCACAACACAGUCUCUAAAUCUCUACGAGAAGUACAGGAAAGAGAAGAAGAGGAAGACUAGGUCAGAUUAAGUGGUACUGUAUUACGUAAAUGUUGUGCAGUAGGCAGUUUUGUUAGUGUUCGAUGCUUACUAGCUUUGCUGUAUAUCAAAACAGGUCUUAUUUUUUUUUAGCUCCCCAGAUUUUGGUACACCUAUAAACAACUCUCAGAUUUUUGGUCCGACAACACAAAAUGAACUCUAGUUUUUGAGAUUACAAUGUGUGUUGUAGGUUUGAUUGGGAAAGAUUGUAUUUCUUACACAAAGUAAAAUGAAGGGGGAUCUUAUCACAUGUUAUCUUC